AUGAUUCUACGACCCUCUCUGAGAAGACUAAAGAUUCUUGGACAUUCUCAAAUUUUAGUUCGAACCCAUUACUCGGUUCUGUCGCAAGCAAUAGCCCUUGAUUCUGAUGUAUCGGCGGAGGGAGCUGGACCUUGGAAAUUUUAUAAUGCGUACGAACCGUUUGGUGAAAGUUCCAAGUGGGACAUUUCUCAUUACAACCAUAUGCUUUUCGAGUGCUCUCGCAAUAAUUCCUACAUAGAAGCUUUGGAUCUAUUCAAGUGCAUGCAUCGUUUGGGCGUUUUAAUUGAAAGGUCGAGUUUUUCUUGUGUCUUGAAGGUCUGUGGAUGCCUGAACGACGUUGCAGUUGGAAGACAAGUGCAUUGUCAGUGCAUCAAAGCUGGGUUGCUCGAUGAUGUUAGUGUGGGCACUUCUCUUGUUGAUAUGUAUAUGAAGACGAAGAGUAUUGCUGAUGCAGAGUGUAUGUUUGGCAAGAUGGAGGAGAAGAAUGUUGUCUCAUGGACGUCAUUACUUACAGGUUUUGCAAGUAAUAAACUGAAUGAUAGAGCUAUAGAAGUUUUCAGAAUGAUGCUACUGGACAGAAUCAGACCUAACCCUUAUACGUUUUCCACCAUUCUUGGAGCGCUAGCUGAUGAUGGCGCGGUUGGGAAGGGAGCUCAGGUUCAUGCGAUGAUUGUUAAGAAUGGCUUUGAGUCAACUGUAUAUGUGGCAAACUCCUUGAUUAACAUGUACUCAAAAUCAGGUAUGGCUAGAGAGGCUAGUGCUGUUUUUUGUGGAAUGGAGGACAGGAAUGCUGUUUCAUGGAAUGGGAUGAUUGCUGGUCUUGUGACAAAUGGGCAUGAUCUGGAAGCUCUUGAUGUGUUUUACAGAAUGAGGCUCUCUGGUCUGAACCUUACUCAAAUGACAUUUGCUCCAGCCAUUAAGUUAUGUGCAAGGCUUAGAGAAUUGACUUUUGCCAGACAGCUUCAUUCACGGGUUAUUCGACAUGGGUUUGAAUUUGAUCCUAACAUUAGUACAGCUCUUAUGGUGUCGUACACCAAGUGUGGUGAGAUGGAUGAUGCCUUAAAGUUGUUCUCUGUUGUGCAGAGAGGUCAGAGUGUGGUCUCUUGGACAGCAAUGAUCAGCGGGUACUUGCAGAAUGGUGGAAAAGAGCAAGCUGUCGAGCUUUUUGGCCAAAUGAGAAGGGAAGGUGUGUCACCAAACCAUUUCACUUACUCUGCUAUCCUUACUGCACAUCCUGUUAUUUCUCUGUUUCAAAUGCAUGCAGUAGUCAUCAAAACCAACUAUGAGAACGUGCCUUCGGUAGGAACAGCAUUACUAGAUGCUUAUGUUAAGAUAGGAAAUGCUAAUGAGGCUGCAAAAGUUUUUGACAUGAUGGAAGAUAAAGAUAUUGUUGCAUGGUCUGCAAUGUUGGCUGGUUAUGCUCAAGCAGAAGACACUGAGAGCGCGGUAAGAGUUUUUUGCCAGAUGGCAAAGGAAGGGGUUAGACCAAAUGAAUAUACAUUCUCUAGUGUCAUUAAUGCAUGUAACACACCUACUGCAGCAGUGGAACAAGGGAAACAAUUCCAUGCCAGUUCCAUAAAGUCAGGAUAUAAUAAUGCCUUGUGUGUUAGUAGUGCUCUUGUGACAAUGUAUGCAAAAAGAGGUAAUAUAGAGAGCGCAAAUGAGGUCUUCAAGAGGCAGAAGGAGAGGGAUUUGGUUUCGUGGAACUCGAUGAUCUCAGGAUACGCACAACAUGGUUAUGGAAAGAAGGCUUUAAUGGUUUUUGAGGAUAUGAGAAGAAAAAAAUUAGCAAUGGAUAACAUAACAUUCAUAGGUGUCAUUUCUGCCUGUACUCAUGCAGGACUGGUGAAAGAAGGUGAAAAUUAUUUUGACAUGAUGGUCAAAGAUCUUCAGAUUCCACCUACAAUGGAGACCUACUCCUGCAUGGUUGACUUAUAUAGUCGAGCUGGAAUGCUGGAACAAGCUGUGGCUCUCAUUAAUGGGAUGCCCUUUCCUGCUGGUGCAACAGUGUGGCGCACACUCUUGGCUGCUUGCCGAGUUCAUCGAAAUAUAGAGCUAGGGAAACUUGCCGCAGAAAAACUCAUUUCACUGCAGCCGCAAGACUCAGCGGCUUAUGUACUCCUUUCUAACCUAUAUGCAGUGGCUGGAAAUUGGAAAGCUCGAGCAAAAGUGAGAAAGCUCAUGGAUUUGAGGAAAAUUAGAAAGGAAAUUGGUUACAGCUGGAUUGAGGUUAAGAACAAGACAUACUCAUUCGUGGCCGGAGAUGUUUCACAUCCAUUAUCAGACCGUAUUUAUAUGAAACUUGAAGAGUUAGGUAUUCGCUUAAAGGAUGCAGGAUACCAACCAGAUACUAAUUUUGUACUUCAUGACGUUGAGGAUGAACUUAAAGAAACCAUUCUUUCUCAGCAUAGUGAAAGGUUGGCAAUUGCUUUUGGAUUAAUUAUGACAUCACCUGGAAUUCAGAUUCAGAUUGUUAAGAAUCUUAGAGUUUGUGGUGAUUGCCAUACUGUGAUUAAGUUGAUAUCAAAGAUUGAAAGCAGAGAAAUUAUUGUGAGGGACUCAAAUAGAUUUCACCACUUCAAAGGUGGAUUAUGCUCUUGUGGGGACUAUUGGUAAUUUUUACAUUUGACUUGAGGUUCAUAUUCUAUUAGAAAAAUGUAGACAUCUUAAGCAUCAGGAAUGAAUGCUUUCUGCAGUUGCAGAAACUUUGCAGUGCUGUUGAUGCAUGGGACCACCAUGCAUGUGAAAAGUGGGUUGUGGCUGGUGCACGUCUAUUGGGAAGCCUAAGAAAUAUACAUAACAAUCAGUGGUCAAGUUUUACUAUAAAUUUUCUGGGACACCAGGCAGCUUAUAAGGAGAGCAAACAGACUUCAACUAUCUGGGCCAAGCUGAUGACUUCUUUUGAAGUACUUUUCUGGUGAUUUCCCCAGAAGAUGUAUUAGUGCAUUUCUUCAUCGAAGGUUGUGUAUAUUCAAGUUAAUAACAGAAGGGAUAAUGGGGAAUGCAGAUGCCCAAGCAGGUUGCCAUCUGCCUUUAAGAGUUUCUCAUAUUUGACAUCCAUGUGCUGUAGACCUUGUUUUGGAUAAUGAAAUUGAUCCAGAUAAUGAGGGCUGCUUCUAAACUAUGCGGGAUUGAGCUAUGCUCAUUUCAAUGCCAACCAAACCUUCUGAUUUUGGAGAUUUUGAUAUGAUCACAGUGAAAAAAUGGUGGAUCAAUGUAUGCAAAAUGCACUGAAAUCAUUGGACUGUAGCUGUUCCAGACAAAGUGAUAUUUGGAUUCAGCAAUCAUACAUCAUGAUAAGGGUACAAUUGAACUGGUUAGGAAUGUUUCCAAUUGAUGUUACCUGUUGUCAUCAUCGCAGACUUUAUUGCUGCUGGGCUCCAGGAAGGGUGGGAAGUCUUUAUUAUGGCAGCCACUGCAGCCACAUGUGCUGCAGCCAGGGAGCUACCGGAGAUUACGUCAUAGUCAACAGGGUGUAAGCCAGAGAAAAAAAGAGCUACUGGAGACCAUGCUGCAAGAAUAUUCACUCCUGGUGCUGCUAUAUCUGGCUGCAGUGGGCAUGUGAAAUCAUCUCAAUCUUUGUCUUCUUUGUUUUAAACAACGUUAUUCUUAACGUAGAUUUAUUGCAGAAGUGGAACUUUUAUAACUUGACCAUUUGUAACCGUUCUAAUAUUGAA
Molecule: messenger RNA, 3677 nt
Organism: Coffea eugenioides
Lineage: Eukaryota; Viridiplantae; Streptophyta; Magnoliopsida; Gentianales; Rubiaceae
Product: pentatricopeptide repeat-containing protein At2g27610
Exons: 3
Coding region: 1-2616 (871 amino acids)
Biological process (GO): RNA modification
Molecular function (GO): protein binding; zinc ion binding; RNA binding
Source: RefSeq, a predicted model, not a curated record